Messenger RNA from Pungitius pungitius (ninespine stickleback), 937 nucleotides. RefSeq names its product syntaxin-2-like. Bases 97 to 873 code for a protein of 258 amino acids. Gene Ontology annotation, molecular function: SNARE binding; SNAP receptor activity. NCBI's taxonomy places the organism in Eukaryota, Metazoa, Chordata, Actinopteri, Perciformes, Gasterosteidae. Gene Ontology annotation, biological process: synaptic vesicle fusion to presynaptic active zone membrane; exocytosis; intracellular protein transport. Gene Ontology annotation, cellular component: plasma membrane; endomembrane system; presynaptic active zone membrane. The transcript is spliced from 9 exons. The record is from RefSeq and is a predicted model, not a curated record.
UGUACGUUAACGCGCCUGCGUGCAGCGCACUUUGUCUGUUUCUCAGGUGCGCUCCGCAGCCCGGAGGACACGCUGCAGCAGCAGCAGCAGGAUGACAUGGCAGAUGCUACAACAGAGAGCACAUUUAACAUGGAGGAUUUCUUCAAAACGGUGGGGGAGGUGAGAAGCCUCAUCGACAACAUCUCCUGCCAAGCAGAAAAGGUGAAGGGACUACAGGCCGCCAUCCUUUCCACUCCCAACCCAGACAAGAAAAAAAAAGACAAAGUGGAGCUGAUAAACAAGGAGAUCAAGGGAAACGCCAACUUGGUCCGAGCCCGGUUAAAAUCAAUGCAGGCCAACCUCGCUGUGGAUGAAGACAGUCACAGAGCCUCAGUAGUUCAGCGUAUUCAGAAGAACCAGCACUCCGACCUCACUCGGUGCUUUGCCGAAGUCCUCCGGGGCCACCACACGGCGCAAAUCUCCUUCCGAGAGAAAUGCAAAGCGCAGAUCCAGAGACAGCUGGAGAUUGUGGAUAAAGUGACAACGGAUGAAGAGAUGGAGGAGAUGCUGCACCGUGACAAUCUUUCCAUCUUCAUAUCUGAUAUGAACUCUGGCGCUCUGAUCUCGAGCCAGGCUCUGAGUGAGAUUGAAUCACGGCACCAGGACAUCAUCCGCCUCGAGUCCAGCAUCAAAGAGCUGCACGACAUAUUCGCCGACACCGCCUUGCUGUUGGAGACUCAGGGGGACUUGAUCAACAAUAUAGAGAAGAAUGUGACGAGUGCUGCAGAGUACGUCGACGCGUCCAAAGCACAAACCUGUGAAGCCAUCACGUACAAGAAGAAUCCGUACAAGAUAGCAUCUCUGCCGAGCUUCUUCAGGCCUUUCAAGAGGUAAACCUUUUCUGAAAGUGCUACCGAUCAAGACGCCUCGGAUGUAAGGCCUUGACUGAACUCCUAAA